This is a messenger RNA of Thelazia callipaeda (thelaziosis nematode), 957 nucleotides long. The record is from the annotation of a GenBank genome assembly. Lineage: Eukaryota; Metazoa; Nematoda; Chromadorea; Rhabditida; Thelaziidae.
AUGAGUACUAAAUGGAAUAUUCAAAAAGUUAAUUUCGAUCAAGUUGAAAGUUUAAUCGAUAAGAUAUGCGCAAAACGAAUAACAGCAGCAGUUCAAGAACGCGAUGAUAUGUGGCGUCGCCACGAAAACGCUCAGAUAUUAUUUUUACAAAACGAAAAUUCGCAAAUGUUGACUGGAUUACACGCAGAAAUUGAUCGACUUCAUCAUCAUCUGAGAGAUCUCUAUCACAGACUCUAUGUAAAAAGCUCUGCAAAUUCUACUGCCAAACUUGAAAACGAAAAUGAGCAACUUCGUAAAAGACUCGAAUUGGCGGAACAGAAUGCAAAUGAGUUGAAUCAGAAACUGGAAAAAUGCGAGAAGAAGUCAGCUGCUGUUGAAGAACAGUUCAGUGAGACUAUCAGAAUGCUAAAAGAUCAAUUAGCUUUUCAGGGCAAUCGAAUUCGUCAGCUAACAGACGAACUGCGUGAGAAAACGGCUCAUAUGGCCAAGUUGAUGUCUCAGCUACCAUUUGGAAUCGCAUCUGAUGCAUCAGAAGCAGAUUCUUCAGUUGUUCUCAAGCGUUUUCACUCGCAGCCAGUAGUUCAAUGGAAUGCAGCUCCUGCAUCAUUUUUUGGCAAGAAAACAAAGAAUCUACCUCGUACAGGUUUAACUCGAAGCGUUUCGGUGAGUUAUCCUGGAGGGCGUCCAAAUGUUGUUGUGCGGAGGUACAAUUCGACAUCAUCAACAACACGUUCACAUCAUCUCCCUUCGUUAUAUUCAAAGCCAUGUAACGCAAUGACGUCAGGCUUUAGUAUCGAAAAACCAAUACGUUUACCGCUGCUGAUACUACGUGACCAAAUGUUAUAUACACGAUCGCUGUAUGAAAUUCAAAAUUCGAUCUUUGCAAGCAGCGCAGAAUCUUCUACUUCAACAGCAACAACUUUAAAAACUUCUGUUUUUACGAACAGAUCAGUGUAA